CCUUCAUGUCUGAUCCUGAAGACAAACCUGAAGCAGUCCAGAUCCUCUGAAGUCCAGGAUCUCAUCAGACCUGAGCCGGACUCUUGUGAUCCAGAUCCUUUCAGGCUGAGCUGCAGUUUGUCUCCAGGAAGGAGGACGAUGGGGGUCCGCAGGGUCUCCCCACUUCCUCUGCUGUUGCUCUACCUGCUCAACAACUCGGUCUCUAAGGUGUGGACCCUCAACCCGGACGACCCGAACGUGUGCAGCCACUGGGAGAGUUAUGCUGUCACCGUGCAGGAGUCUUACGCUCACCCGUUCGAUCAGGUCUACUACACCCGCUGCACCGACAUCCUCAACUGGUUCAAAUGCACGAGACACAGGAUCAGCUAUAAGACGGCCUACAGGAGGGGGGUGAGGACCAUGUACCGGCGCCGCUCACAGUGCUGCCCCGGCUUCUUCGAGAGCGGAGACAUGUGUGUCCCGUUGUGUACUGAAGAGUGUGUCCACGGUCGCUGUGUGUCUCCUGAAACCUGCCAGUGUGAGCCCGGCUGGGGGGGGCUGGACUGCUCCAGUGGCUGCGACAGCGACUUCUGGGGCCCCCACUGCACCAACCGCUGUCAGUGCCGCAACGGYGCCAAGUGCAACCCGAUCACGGGGGCGUGCGUCUGCACCGACGGCUUCCAGGGCUGGCGCUGCGAGGAGCACUGUGAGCCCAGCUUCUACGGAAAAGACUGCCAGCAGGAGUGCCAGUGUCUGAACGGAGCCACCUGCCAGCAUCAGACYGGAGAGUGCCUCUGUGCUCCCGGGUACACCGGAGUCUU
Molecule: messenger RNA, 800 nt
Organism: Austrofundulus limnaeus
Lineage: Eukaryota; Metazoa; Chordata; Actinopteri; Cyprinodontiformes; Rivulidae
Product: multiple epidermal growth factor-like domains protein 11
Cellular component (GO): membrane
Molecular function (GO): protein binding
Source: RefSeq, a predicted model, not a curated record